This is a messenger RNA of Knipowitschia caucasica, 6111 nucleotides long. NCBI's taxonomy places the organism in Eukaryota, Metazoa, Chordata, Actinopteri, Gobiiformes, Gobiidae. The record is from the annotation of a GenBank genome assembly.
AUGGAGCUGGCCCACAGUCUGCUGCUGAACGAAGAAGCUCUGGCUCAGAUAACGGAAGCUAAGAGACCAGUCUUCAUAUUCGAAUGGCUACGUUUCCUGGAUAAAGUCCUUGUAGCUGCUAAUAAGACUGAUGUGAAGGAGAAGCAGAAGAAGUUAGUGGAGCAGCUUACUGGGCUUAUAAGCAGUGCACCUGGACCUCCAACCAGAAAACUACUGGCCAAAAACUUAGCAACACUUUACAGCAUUGGGGACACCUUCACUGUUUUCCAGACUCUGGAUAAAUGCAACGAGAUUAUCAAAAGCAAGGAUGACACACCUGCGUACCUGCCUACAAAGCUUGCUGCAGUGGCAUGUGUUGGUGCCUUUUAUGAGAAAAUGGGCCGAAUGCUUGGGAGCUCAUUCCCAGAUACAAUCAACAAUCUCCUAAAGGCUUUAAAGAGCGCAGAGUCCCAGGGCAGAGGGGAGAUCCUGCUCAGUUUGCGGAAGGUGUUGAAUGGACUGGGUGGUGCCGCAGCCUCAUGUCACAGAGAUAUCUACAAAAAUGCUCGCUCACUUCUUACAGACAGGUCCAUGGCCGUUCGCUGUGCUGUAGCAAAGUGCUUGUUGGAGCUUCAGAAUGAGGCGGUGUUCAUGUGGACCACAGAGCUGGAGAGCUUGGCCACACUGUGUUUCAAAGCUCUAGAAGGAUCCAACUAUGGAGUCCGCGUCGCUGUUGCUAAACUCCUGGGAACGGUUAUGGCCACAGCUUUAAUGCCCAAACAAGCAGCAGUUAUGCGCCAAAAUGUGAAGCGGGCCACUCUGGAGGAGGUGCUGGAGCUCAUGUCCACUGGCUUUUUGCGUGGAGGUUCUGGUUUCCUGAAAAGUGGUGGAGAGAUGCUAAAGGGGGCCUCAGUGAGCCGGGAAGUGCGAGUUGGGGUCACACAGGCUUAUGUUGUCUUUGUCACUACACUGGGCGGUCAAUGGCUCGAGCGAAACUUUGCCACUUUCCUGUCCCAUGUUUUGGACCUGGUGUCUCAUCCUCGCGCCACACAGACUCAUGUAGAGGCCGUUUACUCGCGCCGCUGUGUGUCCUUUAUGCUGCGGGCCACCCUGGGCGGCCUGCUCGGGGAAAAAGCCCAAAUCGCUGCAGGCAAAGAACUAUGCCAAGCCAUCAGCAAGCAGAUGAGGGCUGUGGAGGCGGUAGUGAAUGAUCUGACAGGAGAGAAUAAAGCUGGAGCAGCCGAUGUCUCUGCCAGUCAACACGUGAUGGUGUGUGCGCUGAAGGAGCUGGGCAGCCUGGUCCAGAGCCUCAGUGCUACAUCCUCUCCGCUCAUUCAAGAGCCAUCAAUAGGGCUAUUGGAGACAGUGACUUCAGUGCUGCUUCACCCCAGCAUGGCGGCUCGACUGGCAGCUGCCUGGUGCCUUCGCUGUGUGGCUGUGGCGUUGCCCUAUCAGCUGACCCCUCUGCUGGACCGCUGUGCAGAGAGGAUCAACAACCUGAAGAGCUCCCCUGAAGCCGUGAGUGGAUACAGCUUCGCCAUGGCCGCACUGCUCGGGGGCGUGCACCAGUGUCCUCUCGGCAUCCCCCACUCCAAGGGGAAGUUGGUGGUGAGCAUAGCAGAAGACCUUUUGCGCUCUGCGGCUCAGAACAGCCGGCUGUCGCUGCAGCGCACUCAAGCAGGAUGGCUGCUGCUCGGAGCCCUCAUGACCCUCGGUCCGGCUCUUGUGCGAUAUCACCUUCCCAAGAUGCUGCUUCUGUGGAGAAACGUGUUCCCUCGCUCUCAGAAAGAGCUGGAGGCUGAAAAGGCCAGAGGAGACGCCUUCACCUGGCAGGUCACUCUUGAGGGCCGCGCUGGGGCUUUGUGCGCAAUGCGCAGUUUUGUAGCUCACUGCCCUGAGCUGCUGACGGAGGAUGUGAUUCGCCGCCUAAUGACUCCUAUCGAAUGUGCAAUGACCAUGAUGGCCCACGUUCCUUCAAUUAUCAAAGUUCAUGGGGCUCAUCUCAAGGCCAGUGCAGCGAUGGUGAGGCUCAGACUGUACGACAUCCUGGCUCUGCUGCCUCCCAAAACAUAUGAAGGCAGCUUUAAUGCUUUGCUUCGCGAGCUGGUGGCUGAGUUCACGCUGACGGACAACUCGGCAAACACCACCACCUCUCUUCUUCGCUCUCUCUGUCACUAUGACGACAGCGUGCUCAUGGGCUCGUGGCUUCAAGAGACCGACCACAAGUCUAUCGAGGACCAGCUGCAGCCCAACAGUGCAUCAGGCAGCGGGGCCUUGGAGCACGACCCCUCCUCCAUCUACCUGAGGGUCCCAGUGGGAGAGGCCAUCCCAGGUCCUCUGCCUCUGGGCGUCUCUGUCAUCGAUGCUUCGGUCGCUCUUUUUGGAGUGGUUUUCCCCCACGUGUCUUUCAAACACAGGCUGCAGAUGCUGGAUCACUUUGCAGAGUGCAUUAAGCAAGCUAAAGGAGUCCGUCAACAAGCGGUCCAGCUCAAUAUAUUUACUGCUGUCCUCAGUGCUCUUAAGGGUUUGGCUGAGAACAAGAGCACCCUGGGCCCAGAGGAGGUUCGUAAAUCAGCAUUGGCUCUUGUAAUGGGGGCCUUGGACAAUCCUAACCCCAUCCUGCGCUGUGCGGCUGGGGAGGCCUUGGGAAGGAUGGCUCAGGUGGUCGGAGAGGCAACCUUUAUCGCUCGAAUGGCACAGACCAGCUUUGACAAGCUUAAAUCUGCCAGAGAUGUUGUAUCCAGGACAGGGCACUCUCUGGCUCUGGGCUGUCUGCAUCGAUACGUUGGCGGAAUUGGUUCAGGGCAGCACUUAAAGACCAGUGUCAGCAUCCUUUUGGCUCUGGCUCAAGACGGCUCUUCUCAUGAAGUUCAGACUUGGGCGCUGCACUCGUUGGCCCUCAUCGUAGACUCCAGUGGUCCCAUGUACAGAGGCUACGUGGAGCCCACCCUGUCCCUCGUGCUGACGCUGCUGCUGACUGUGCCACCGUCGCACACUGAGGUGCACCAGUGUUUGGGACGCUGCCUCGGAGCCCUCAUCACCACUGUGGGACCAGAGCUACAGGGUAAUGGUGCCACUAUCUCGACCAUUCGCUCAUCGUGUUUGGUGGGCUGUGCCAUAAUGCAAGAUCACUCUGACUCUCUGGUUCAGGCGGCUGCCAUCUCCUGUUUACAGCAGCUUCACAUGUUUGCACCACGGCACGUCAAUCUCUCCAGCCUGGUUCCCUGUCUUUGUGUGCACCUGUGCAGCUCUCACCUGCUCCUCCGCCGCGCUGCUGUGGCCUGCCUGCGACAGCUCGCACAGAGAGAGGCGGCUGAAGUCUGCGAGUACGCCAUGAGCCUCGCCAAGAAGACCGGAGAUGGCACAACUAUCAAGCUGAACAUCACAGAGACAGGUCUAGAGGGAGUGUUGUUCGGGAUGCUCGACAAAGAAACGGACAGAAAACUGUGCUCCGACAUUCACGACACUCUGGGACAUAUGCUCUCAUCGCUGGCGGUGGAAAAACUCUCUCAUUGGCUCAAACUCUGUAAAGAUGUCCUCGCAGCAACUACAGAUGUGGGUGGAGCUGUUGUGUUCGAGGUGGAGAGAGAUGAGGAGGACUCAGAGAAGAACAAUGAGACCGAUGAUGACACCAUGUUCACAGGCCUCGGCGACGAUGACAAGUCCAAGCCUUCGGUGGCGCCGCGGUGGGUCACUCGAGUGUUCGCCGCCGACUGUCUCUGCAGAAUCAUCCUGCUGUGUGAAAAUGCAGACAAGACGCACUUUGACCUGGCAGCGGCCCGCGCUGCUAAGAAAGGAGAUCUGCUGGUGCGGCACUUGUCUGACCUCAUCCGGAUGGCCUUCAUGGCGGCCACAGACCACAGCAACCAGCUGCGGAUGGCCGGGCUGCAGGCGCUGGAGGACAUCAUUAAGAAGUUUGCCUCUGUCCCUGAACCAGAGUUUCCGGGACACGUGAUUCUGGAGCAGUACCAAGCCAAUGUUGGAGCAGCUCUCAGACCGGCCUUUUCACCUGAUACUCCGUCUGAUAUCACAGCGAAAGCUUGUCAGGUUUGCAGCACAUGGAUUGGCAGUGGUGUGGUGAGCGACCUGAAUGACCUAAGGCGGGUCCACAACCUCCUGGUGUCGUCUCUGGACAAGGUGCAGGCUGGCAAAGGCUCGUCCAGUCAACUGUACAGCGAGAGUGCCACCACCAUGGAGAAACUGGCCGUGCUCAAGGCAUGGGCUGAGGUGUAUGUGGUGGCGAUGAAGAUCAAGAAGGAGGCGGAGUCCAAGCCUGUGAAACCAGCGAGGACCUGCAUUGAAGAUGAGGAUGAGGACGAUCUCGGUGCGAACGUCUUGCCUCCGGACAGUCUUAUCACUCUGGUGCAGCCGGAACUGCCCUCUCUGAGCCGGCUGUGGCUGGCGAUGCUCCGAGACUACGCUCUGCUCACUCUGCCGGCUGAGUUCUCCAGUCAGCUGCCUCCCGAGGGUGGUGCAUUUUACACUCCAGAGACGAUCGACAUGGCCCGGCUGCACUACCGCAGCUCCUGGGCCCCUGUGCUCCACGCUGUGGCCCUGUGGUUGAACAGCACUGGGUUUGGAGAAGAUGAUGAACCGGAUUCUCCCUCUGCUCCAUCCAAAGCUGCAGGAGUCACUUUGUCCAAAACAUUUGACGAAUCGGUCAAAGAUAGAAUGCAUCUUAUUCUAGGCGUCAGCAUUGAGUUUCUCUGCUUUCCACGUCCGGAGGAGCCCAUAGAAAAUGUAAUGUCCUGCUUGCAGGGAUUAUGCACAAUCCUGGAUUCACCAUGUGCCAAGAAGCACAUUGCAGAGGACCAGCUGUUGGCUGUGGAGCUCCUCAACGUGCUGCACAGACUGUUACUGACCCGCGACCCUCCAGGAGUUCAACUGCAGGUCACUGCUGUCGUCCAGGAGACCAUCCGAGCAGCACAGGAGCAGCUGCAGCUUCAACGCACCUCCAAAAACAAAGACGAGGAGGUGGAGAAGGAGUCUGCACCUGUCCUGGGAGAGGGAGGGGACACUGGGGAGCUGGUUCCUGGCAAAUCCCUGGUGUUUGCUUGCAUGGAGCUUCUCGUGUUCAUUUUGGUUCGUCAUUUGCCACAACUCAACACCAAAGUGAAGGAGUCCCCCAGCCACGCCACGCUCCGGCCGCCGCGGCUGUCCGAGCAGAGCGCCCGACUCGUGGCCCACACGGUCUCCAUCCUGGCUGAGCUGCCAUCACUCUGCACUCCAGCUGGGAGCAUGACCAUUCUUCCCACGGUGCUCUUCCUCAUCACUGGAGUCCUGAAGGAAACCGCGCUCAAAACUCCGGACAACUCGGUGCCAGCUCCGGUCUCUGCGGCACUGCAGGCCGUGAAAACCAUCAUCACGAGCCCACUGUCCCGAGAGGAGAGCAUCAAGACCCAGUGGACCACCCUCGUUAGGAGCAGCCUGGCCUCUGUGCUGGAAUACUCACAGCCAGAUGAUUCUCGUGCCGACCUAGAUGACAUCAGCAUGUUGACAGCCAUCACGCUCUUCUUGCUGUCCGCGGGAAAUGAGCUCGUGGGAGUGACCGUUCUUCAGAAAGGCUGUUUGGACCAAUACAGAAACGCAAUCAACUCUGGGGACCCCUGGAUGGAGGCCCGGUGUUAUCAGCUGCUCCUCUCCGUGUUCCAACACUGCAGUCGCGCCCUCUCCACGCCGUACAUCCACGCUCUGGCACCCAUCCUGGUGGAGAAGCUGAAGGCCGCAGAGACCAGUCCGCCCCAGAGCAGCGUGGAGCUCCAGGCCGUUCAGGAGGGCGUCAGGGUCCUGGAGGCUCUGGUGGGCAUGGGGGAGGAGCAAAACAGGGUCCAGUUGUUGGCUCUCCUCGUCCCUACGCUUAUCUCCUACCUCCUGGAUGAAAAGGCCAUCUUGUCUGCAUCACCAGUUUCCAAAGCUCUUCAUGAGUUUUCACUUCAGAACUUGAUGCGCAUUGGCCCCCUUUACCCGGCAGCCUUCAAGAUUGUCAUCGGCGCCGCCCCUGAGCUCAAAACUUGCCUUGAAUCCGCCAUAAGAGCCAACCAAGCCAGUAGUAGAGCCAAGGCAGCAGCCAGACUCGCCCAACCCACCGUACAGGCUGCCCCCACCAUCAAACUCAAAACGAGCUUCUUCUAA